Molecule: messenger RNA, 3198 nt
Organism: Schistocerca cancellata (South American locust)
Lineage: Eukaryota; Metazoa; Arthropoda; Insecta; Orthoptera; Acrididae
Product: tyrosine-protein phosphatase non-receptor type 2-like
Exons: 9
Coding region: 98-1486 (462 amino acids)
Biological process (GO): protein dephosphorylation
Molecular function (GO): protein tyrosine phosphatase activity
Source: RefSeq, a predicted model, not a curated record
GGAUGUCGGUAGCUGUAGCGCGUAGUGUUGGCAAGGCAAGGUUUUAUGAGGAGAGUGUGUGCGGUAGUGGAUAAAUGGUGUAGUGGAUGUGUGUAAGAUGAGCAGGACUCCUGGUAAAAAUAAUAUUGAAGCGGAAUUUGUGCAAAUAGACUCGAUUAGAGCGUGGACGCAGUUGUACCAGCGCAUAAGGGAUGAGAGUUUAAACAAUGAUUACACACUCAUUGAAGCAAAGAAAGCAGAAAACAAGAAUCUUAACAGGUAUAGAGAUGUCAGUCCAUAUGAUCAUAGCAGAGUUGUUCUCACAAAGGGAUCCUGCAACUAUAUCAAUGCAAAUCUUAUCACGAUGGAAAGGGCACACCGUCGGUAUAUCUUGACACAGGGCCCUUUGCCACAUACAACAGGCCAUUUCUGGUUGAUGAUUUGGGAACAAAAGUGCAAAGCAGUGCUUAUGCUGAACAGAAUAAUAGAAAAGAAUCAGGUUAAAUGUCAUCAGUACUGGCCUUCAGGUACAAAACCAGGUGUGGAUGACAGACUGGAAUUGAAAGAUGUUGGCCUUGUUGUAGAGUUUGUCUCAGAGACUGAAGCCUCAUACUAUACAACAAGAGUUCUGAGGUUGAUAGAUGAAGUGACUGGAGAGAGCCGGCAGAUUCUACAGUUCCAUUAUACUACAUGGCCUGACUUUGGUGUGCCAGAGAGCCCAACAGCAUUCCUAAAUUUCCUGACUGUAGUUCGACAGAGUGGUGCACUGGACCAGAAUGUAGGGCCACCAGUUGUGCAUUGCUCAGCUGGAAUAGGGCGUUCUGGUACUUUCUGCCUUGUCGAUUCUUGCCUUGUUCUUAUUGAGGAGAAUGGUCUUGACUCAGUAAAUGUUGUGGAUGUGCUACUGGAAAUGCGGAAGUUUCGUAUGGGCCUCAUUCAGACGCCGGAUCAGUUAAGAUUUUCUUACUUGGCAAUUAUUGAAGGUGCGAAGAAACUAAUUAACAACAAUCCUUUGCAUGAUUACAAUAAUGUGGAGGACCCAUCUUUGAACCAUCAUGAUGGUUCAACAGAGGAGACUUCGGCAGAUGAAGAUGACACAGAUGAACCACCUCCAUUACCUCCACCACGAGGUGAUUCGUUGACUCGGUCUAAGUUGGCUACAAAUAAUCAUGGUAUGAAUGGAGGAUUUGAAGCCAACAAACCACUUCCUGUGGAACCUGAGGUCUCUCCAGAGCAAGAGAGUGUGGAAAGAUUGCUUGACUCAGCACUUCAAGAUAAGGAAGCCAGUGAUGAUACACCUCAGCUACGACAUCGAAGGCAUGAGCGCCAGGAGCGGCUUUUGAGGCUGACAGGACGUAUACGUGAAAUAAAGCGUAAACAAGAAGCUGCCGAACGUUCAGAACAACUGUGGAGGUCUCUGUCAAAGCCAUUAGCUGUUGGUUUUGGUCUUGGGCUUGUUAUGGGCGGAGGCUGGAUUGCUUACUGUUACUUCUCUAACCGUGUUUGAUCAAGAGAGAGAUCGUCAAACCCUGGAGGUGUUUGUGCUGCGCUGUCGGCAUAUAGGAUAUCUCUUUUCAGUGUAAUACAUUAAUUUAUGCAUGUUGGGUAAUGAUGUCACUGUGGUUAAAUUACUGUGGACUGGUUGGUGUUUUAUAAAUGCUAAACAGACUGUGUUAGUUGGGAGCGAUUAUGACAUUUUCAUUAUUUCUGCUAGCAUUAAGUGUUUUUUUGUCCACUGACUCUUUGAGAUGAAUAGUUGGCAAAUUUUGCGUGCAGGUGUUUCCAAAAAUGUAACUGGUGAUGUUUGUCCCAUUGAGAAAAUGGUGUUUAGUGACGGUUUUGGAGUAUAGAUACUAUCAGUUGACAAACAUUGCCCUGGGUAAACUUGAUGUACUGCCUUACAUCAUAUAGGAGUUAAAUUUGCUGCAUGGGCUGCCCCCUUAUUGGAUUGGGUGUUUUUUUUUUUAAAUAUACUUAAAAAUAAUUUUUAAAUGUUUUGCUCCAGGAAUUUUUCUUGUCUUUUCUUCUACAACAUUCGAAAUGUGGUCAACUUUUAAAGAAAACAAACCUCUCAAAGUGUCAAUUAUUGUGUGUUGCAAGUGAAGUGGAACAAGACCUGUUAUUUAAUUUAGAAGUGCAUCAAAUGUGUAAGUGUUUGGCUGUUACUAAUAAAUUGCUCCUCUUGGCAAAAUUUAGAGCAAUCCAUCUUUUUGUUGGUAGGCAUUCUGUGUGACCUUGAAAUCGUUUAUUCUUUCUUACUUGUAAUUUCAAACCAAUACAGAUGAAUUAUAGGAAUUAAACAAGCAUUAGUUUAGACAGUAGUCUUAUUCUGUUGUUCACUUGGUACAGUGGAGCAUAUGUUUCUUAUUUUAAAAAAUAACUACUGCUUAUAUUGCAUUCACAAAUCACCAACUCCAUUACCCAAAAUUGAUUGUUAUUAGGGGGGUUCUUGAGUUGUACACAUUUUGUGUAAACCUUCCACCUGUUAGCUACCAAAUUUAGAGAUGUACUGGGGUGGGGGCAAUUUCUUGCUGUUGAGGUUGUAUGGAUUUUUAUUCAACAUUGUGGUGAAAGGAAAAUGGUCAGAUUGGAAGGAAGGAAGGAAGGGAGGGAAAAAAAAUGUUUGUGGUACAGCAGCCGUGUUGUUCUGUCAUACCUUUGUCACAAAUGUGAGUUUAUUGGGAAUGAGUGGUGAUGUGUUUUUCUGCUUGUAUUAUCAUUUCAGUAAUGCACAAAUUUUUGUUAAGAUUUUGUAUUUUAUUACUUGAAAAGUUUAAUGUUCAGUGUGAGUGCCUGUAAAUUUCUCACCUUAGGUGGGGAGCCUGUAUAUGAAAAUUUUCCUUUUAUUUCUGCUGAGCUGUAAAUCUUUUUGUGCUAGUAAAUAUUUUAUUUAUGUAGUUAUUUUUAUGACGACUAGUAUUUACAGGUUAUGUUUUGGCACCAGAGUUUGGAAUUGCCUGUACUAUAGUAGAGUUAAGCGUGUGAAUGGAUAUUCUGUUAAACUAGUUUAUAUUUAUUUCAGGUUACCUAUUCAAAAAUUAAUCUAUAUAAUGUAGUAUAGUUGUUUUAUUCAUAAAUAUUUAUAAAGCAAAGCAUUUAAUGUGUAAUAUCACUUCAGUUAUCUUUCUUGUUUCUAUCAACAAAAAGAUUACAUUCCCAGUUGUCAGUUGAAUGUGUAAUCAUUAAUUUCAGUGUUUGUGGCAAUGAUAUUUGGGAGGG